GUGUAUGAGUGAACAGAUAUUUCUGCCGAGUUUUUAUAAGAAAAGCGAGUGAUAUUGGUGAAGCAAAAUUUUGAACAUCAGCAGUUUGAAAAAAUUCUUCGUUGAGGAUAGAACGCUAUAUUUUAGGGAGUAAUUAAAACGAACGAGUCCUUAAUUAAACGAACUUUUUACGCUUAAAACACACACACACAACAAACCGAUCAAAAUGUUCAAGAACCAUUUGGAAAUGAUUGGUCGCAACGAAAGCCCCAGCAAGAAGGCUAAGUUCUGGCAGUCCUACAUCAGAUCCUUGAAGGGAUCUGAGGAUAUCCGUGCCCAUGAGACUCCUAGAGCUUCUCGCCCUUACAGCUCAUACUUAGAUGCCCCUGCCACAUACAGGAGCAUCUAUGAUGAGCCUGCUACCGCCAACGAGCGUGUACAGUCUCAUGGCUACAGAUAUUUGCCCGUCAGCAGAGACACCUAUGGCUACUCACCACGUGCCAUCUACGAUCAUCAUUACAGCAGAACAAUUCCAGCUAACUACGAUGCAGAGAAGGCCUGGAAUGAUCAUUUGAAGCGUAUGCAAGAAAUUGAACGCAGAUACCCAUCUCGUUACGGUUUGUAUCUUAAGGACAAGCCCACCACUCCCAACGCUUUGGUCCCCUUGGAAUAUGAGCCAGAAGAUAAAUUGCUCCAAGAACUCAACAAGGCUCGCCGCUCUCCCACCCCAGCACCAUCACGUUACAGACGUGCCGGCAGUGAACCCUAUGUUCCACCACCAACCUACUUGAACCGUGCUCCCAGUGCUGCUCGUGCUCCAUCUAUGUUCGAUCGUGCACCAUCUGUAUUCGAUCGUGCCACCAGCUUGGCUCCCUUCACCAGACCCUUGUUCCGUGCCAGUUCAUUGGAACCCUUGGAUGAACUCUUUGCCAGUAAGUUAGAAAACCCAAAUGUAUUCGAGCGUGCUGGCUCACCAAGUCCCACUCCCGUUAAGGCUGGUCGCUGGGGACCUCGCCCCACUGAAGUUGCCUAUGAUGCUGAUGGACUUCCCAUCUUCCAUCCCAGAAACCGCUUCAGGGAUAUGUUGGAACCCAACCCAAAUGCCCCCAUCUCAGCCUUCACUCGUGAUCCCUUCUGGUGGGAUAUGGAUGAUUUAGCUCCCAUUCGUGCUCACUCACCAUUCCGUGCCACAUCGGUGCCACGCGGUGGUUCCGUUGCCAGGGAUUCGUUCUUGUCGCCCGUUAAGAAUCGUUACUUGUGGACAAGACACCCCGUCAGACCAUUGACUCCUGAAGAAGAGGCUAUAUUUGAAUAAAUUCAUAAUAAAAACUUUCGAGCUGUAAAAGAAAUACUCUAAUAAUUGUAAUAAAAAAAACGAACUACACCAAAAAAAUAAAAUAAAUAAAUAAAAAAAAAACUUACAGCAACUCAUCUACGAAUUAAUAAAAAAAAUUUCAAAUAAAAAAACGAAUUUUGAGAACUAACCCAAGCACUAAAAUGCACAAAACAAACGAAAAAAAAAAUUGCUCAUCGCUCUCUUUUGUAAAUUGUGAAGCUUCGUUUUUACUAAAAAAAAAACCUAGCAAAACGAAAAAAAGGCCUCAAUACAAAAAACGAUUCUUACAAAGCAACUCAAUAGCGAAAUUCGAAACGAAGAAGAUUUUUUCAACUUUAAACCAACAUUUUACUCUUUCUCUCUCCAAAUAAGCGCUCCAAACUGCACAACCUCAUCAUAAACAACAACAAAAAACUACCAUUAAAAUCAUGACAACAACAACAACAAAUGCCUAAGUGUCAUUUACAUCACCUCUCGCAAAAUAUUUUUUUUUAUUUUUUUAUUAUUAAUUUUCUAUAUUUUCUUUUGUUAUUUUCUGUGUAAAAUAUUGUAUUUAAAAAAAAAAAUAAAAUUUAAAAAAAGCAUGUUAAAAAAUGUAUAAAAAAAAUAAUAAAAUGAUUUACAUUUAAGUUUGUAAAAAAAGUAAUUUUUUAAAAGCUUGUUCCUUUUUGUAUACGAUAAAUAGAAAGAAAAAACAAACACCAACAACAACAAAUAUUUGUAUUUUAUUGAAAAAAAAAAAUAUGUCAAGUGUCAAAUGCACUGUCAAGUUCCAAUGUACUCUCUCUCUCUAUUAAAACAGCAUACCAUUACAUCUACUACACUAACAUCAUUUUGUUUGUGGUAUUGCAAAAAACAAAAACAAUUUUAAAUAAAUAAAACACAAACUGUCAUUUAUUUGAAAAUGUUAAAUUUAUUUAGUUUAUAAAAUUUAAUUUAAAACCAAAUAACAUUUUUUUGUGUAAUAAAAACAACAAAAUAAUUCAUGUCUGCCAAAAAUUCUAUUAAUAAUAAUAUUAAAAAACAAAUAAAUAAAUUUUGUAAUAAAAUUACAAUUGAAAACACCAAAAAAAACAAACUCAAACAAA
Messenger RNA from Calliphora vicina (urban bluebottle blowfly), 2403 nucleotides. It is a transcript of the gene Mf, whose product is annotated as myofilin. Bases 206 to 1294 code for a protein of 362 amino acids. The record is from RefSeq and is a predicted model, not a curated record. The transcript has 9 exons. Lineage: Eukaryota; Metazoa; Arthropoda; Insecta; Diptera; Calliphoridae.